This is a messenger RNA of Topomyia yanbarensis, 843 nucleotides long. It is a transcript of the gene Cks30A, whose product is annotated as cyclin-dependent kinases regulatory subunit. The record is from RefSeq and is a predicted model, not a curated record. Gene Ontology annotation, biological process: regulation of mitotic cell cycle. NCBI's taxonomy places the organism in Eukaryota, Metazoa, Arthropoda, Insecta, Diptera, Culicidae. The transcript is spliced from 2 exons. The coding region runs from base 185 to 418 and encodes 77 amino acids. Gene Ontology annotation, molecular function: protein kinase binding; cyclin-dependent protein serine/threonine kinase activator activity; histone binding. Gene Ontology annotation, cellular component: cyclin-dependent protein kinase holoenzyme complex; SCF ubiquitin ligase complex.
UGUUAACCGCCACCGCGAAAGGACUUUUUCAAACACUCGAAAAACAAGGCAACAGUCAAUGCAAAAGCUCUCUCGUUAUCCUCGGAAGCGCGAGUGUUCAGUUAUUUUGCGCGAAUAAAACAGCUGUUUAAAUACGAAGCCAAACGAGUUGCUGUAAUUAGUGCGUUAAUAAAUUUACCUUAAAAUGAGUGUGAAAGACAUUUACUACUCUGAUAAAUACUACGAUGACGAGUUCGAGUACCGACACGUCGUCCUGCCAAAGGAUAUCGCUAAACUAGUGCCAAAGACCCAUCUUAUGACGGAAACCGAAUGGAGGUCAAUCGGAGUGCAACAGUCCCGUGGAUGGAUACACUACAUGAUACAUCAACCUGAACCGCACAUCCUGCUUUUCCGACGGCCAAUCACGAAGGCCGAAUGAUGUAGGUACUAGGAGUUUGAAUCAUGUCAUCCCGGACAGAACGUCUCCACGGCAACACUGCGGAGAUCCUUAGAACAUUCUGGAAAUAUUCGUAACGAUCCUGCUCAGACUAACUAUAGGUCUAGUUACGUGUGUCUUAUUUUACUGUCGUCGUUUUCGGUUGUCUCAGUCGUGAUUGUGGAUCCAAAAUGUCAAUCGUAGAUUUUUUUAUAAACCAGUCGAAGACGAAGACAGCAAGUAAAAAUAGGUAAGCGACGUUAGGAACAAAAAAAUUGUACAGAAACUUUAGUAAUAACUUGUGCCACCACGCUCGUCUCUCAGCCAGAAACAACACAAAAAAGGUGUUUGUGCCUUCUUCCUCUAUGAAAAUAAUACAAAAGUAUUUAUAAGGUUAUUUUAAUAAUAAUAUAAUAUUUUUAAACUUA